Messenger RNA from Nasonia vitripennis (jewel wasp), 1981 nucleotides. It is a transcript of the gene Sec61beta, whose product is annotated as protein transport protein Sec61 subunit beta. The transcript is spliced from 5 exons. Gene Ontology annotation, cellular component: Sec61 translocon complex. NCBI's taxonomy places the organism in Eukaryota, Metazoa, Arthropoda, Insecta, Hymenoptera, Pteromalidae. Gene Ontology annotation, biological process: intracellular protein transport. The record is from RefSeq and is a predicted model, not a curated record. The coding region runs from base 1100 to 1387 and encodes 95 amino acids.
CUAACAUAUACGAACGAGAUAGGACAGAUCUACAUAAUCCCGGUAACAUCAACGGAGAGGACAAUGAUAGAAACAGCGUAGCGUCUACAGAUUCGAUGAGGUCGCAGGAAAGAAGAGGACCAAGACUUCCACCGAUAACCAUAGAAGGGUUAUAGUACCUACGAUAUAAUAAAUUCGCCUUGAAGAGGACAUGGAAACGAUCCACGACUUUACCAUAGCAUCCCUUCGUCUUCAGUUCUCCAUCUCGACGUUGAUCAACCUCUUAGAAUAUAAAAAUUAUCUUCCAUAUGCGAUGUUUUUCGAAUGCUUCCUUGUCUCCUGAUCUUGACCUUUAUUGAAACUAUAAAAAACUGCUAGCUGUUUAUCGCUCAUCAACCUUGAUAAAAUAUUUCUUACUGUAAAGUGCUUGCUUUUUCCUCCUAUAGUACCUAAAAAUGUUUUCUGAAACAAACCACACCGAUAUUGUAACAUUAAUUAAUAUUAAUUAUUAAUGAAUUCAAUUAUGCGCUAAUCUUUAUUGUUAGGCCGUGCAUGACGAUAUAUAUUAACAAAAAUUAUAGUUAUACGAAAUAGCCUUUCAAAACAGUUAUGCCGAACUUGUAACAAUUGAUUUCAUAAAGUGAUUAUUUAAAUAAAUGCGCAGAAUAAAGUAAUUCCGUUUCGCUUAUUUUAAAAUAAAUAGAUGAAGCCCCUAGCCCUUGAUGUGGCCCGACAGACUGAUUUAUUAGGCCUAAUACACAAACACAAAUAAAAGCCUCAAGGUUAUUGUUUAACAUUUAAUUUGUAGCUCGUAAAAAACUUGAAACCACAUGAGAAUAUACAUAUAUAAGUAUCCAAGAAAUUCAAAAGCAUACAUCAUAUACAUGCAUGGUAUAUUAUGCGUCACUAACAGAGUCACGAUACCAGGUGUCACUAAACCGACCACGACGACGCUGACGUGUACCUCCCUCCCAUAAUCCCAUUCCCAUUGCCGGAUUACUGACACGUCGAUCCGCGUUAGAAGCAAUCGAGCUGCGUGAACGUUGAGAGGCUACAUCGUAGACACACCAACUUACAGAUUGUUUUUCCGUCUGACUGUGAAGACGCAUAAAUCUUCAAAAUGCCUGCUGCACCAAGCUCUACAUCGGUUGGAGCAGCCAGUCGCUCUCCCAGUAAGGCUGUAGCUCCUCGUGCAGGUUUGGGGGGUACUGUGAGGCAACGCAAAGCUGCACCAGCCACCUCAGCCAGGAAUCGCAAUACUGGUACCAACUCUGGUGGUAUGUGGAGAUUCUAUACAGAUGACUCCCCCGGAAUCAAAGUUGGCCCUGUACCUGUUUUGGUGAUGUCACUGCUGUUCAUUGCAUCCGUAUUCAUGCUGCACAUCUGGGGAAAAUACACUAGAUCUUAAGAUGCAAUCUUCAAUGCACUUUAAAUAUAAGUAUAAACAAGACUUCCAAAAUGUCCAGUGGACAAGAAAAGUUUUCACCGUUGUUCACAGCAAACAUCCAACUUGUAACAAGAUUUUUAUUGACAAACUUUGUAAAAAAAGUGAGGAAUGUAAAGGUUGAUCAAAAAUUAUUGCUAUUGCAAUAAUUCUAUUCUUCUAUGUUUUGGAAAUCGCUUGUAAUUUAUUAAGAUAUCAUUGUAGGGUCUUUAAUUACAUUCUGUCAAACUUUGAUUGCAUUUUUGCAUGAAUUUAUAAUGGACUUUUGUAUAUUAUCAGUAUAGUAAUUCACGUUCCAACUAGGGUGCAGCUUCUGCACUUUUGCAAUAUGUUAAUAAUUAACAACAUUUUAAUAUUAAAUGAAAAUAAAAAUUUAAAUUAAUUUUAUUGUGCUUUAUUUCAUGACAAAACAAGUGUAAAGUUAAAAAUUAUCAUGCGCCACUAAAAAGCAAAAGCGAAUCUUGAGGAAUAUUGUAAAAACAAAAAUUUUUCACGUAUGUUGUAUUUUUUAUUUUUUAUUUUUAUUUUUAUAACAAUAUAUUAUUUGUUUUAACAGUA